AUGUACAGGAGAGUGAAAUGCCUCGCUACAGCCUCCUUUCAACCUCUCUCUCCCACACCCAUUCGCUCACUCGUCCUUUCUCGUUUUCGCUUUCCUCCACGUCUCUACUUGACACGCAUCCGAAUGACCCUCGGGCAUGUGGUGGCGGGCUCGACCGAACUCGGCCACUCUCGCCACACCCACACAACGCAUGCACAAGACGGACAUGACAGCCGUGGCCAUCUACCGUCAGUGGGACUGACAACACACACUGUCCUGCCCGACUUGAAGUUGCUUUAG
Messenger RNA from Protopolystoma xenopodis, 279 nucleotides. NCBI's taxonomy places the organism in Eukaryota, Metazoa, Platyhelminthes, Monogenea, Polystomatidea, Polystomatidae. The record is from the annotation of a GenBank genome assembly.